Molecule: messenger RNA, 1939 nt
Organism: Ostrea edulis (European flat oyster)
Lineage: Eukaryota; Metazoa; Mollusca; Bivalvia; Ostreida; Ostreidae
Product: integrin beta-like protein C
Exons: 14
Coding region: 21-1835 (604 amino acids)
Biological process (GO): establishment or maintenance of epithelial cell apical/basal polarity; heterophilic cell-cell adhesion
Cellular component (GO): plasma membrane; protein-containing complex
Molecular function (GO): calcium ion binding
Source: RefSeq, a predicted model, not a curated record
CACACCAAAGAAUUAUAGCGAUGAAUGCCAAACUUCACAUAUUUUUCAUUUUGCUGAUUACAUCAUUUACAGAAGCUAGUCAUUUUAGAGGCGGCACCAUUAGUUGGCAACCAACUGGAAUCGGAUUCGAGGUGCUGUUUUCAUUCAAACUGGGAUGGGUAUACAAUCAGGGACCGGGUUGCACCCCUGCACUCAUAGGUUCCCUCGUUACAGGGAUGAGUAGUUCCUUCUGGAAGUGCACGUCUGGCUGCAAUUCAGUAUCCCAAGAUCUAAGUAACGUGAACUAUAUAUGCACAGGGGCAAGCAUUACUGAAAAUUGGGAGCAAGGAGAGAGAACAUUUACAUAUACAUUUCCGGGAGAAGGUCCGUUCGUUGUUGAAUUUACCGGCUGUUGUUGGAUAAGUUUGAACUAUGGGUCAUCUUCAUCCUGGUCAAUUGGAACAGUAGUAAAUUUGGCCUCGAGGAGCGAUAUUAAUCAACCAAACAGCAGUCCUGUUACCACAGGAAAACCUAUGUACACAUUUCAGUAUGGAUGUGUUAAUACUUUACAAAUCCCAGUGGCGGAUGCUAAUGGCGAUAUUGUAAGAUGUCGCUGGUCGACAGGAUCGGAGUGUGUAUCUGUAUGCUCCGCUCUUCCUUACGCCACAUUGGACAGUGAAACCUGUUCGAUAACAUUUUCAUCCAACCACACGGUGAAUGGAAUGUACGCCAUAGCUAUUACUGUAGAAGAUUUUCCUCGAUCAAAUAUUACUGUUGGUGGAACAAUAUAUACACCAUCAGAUCCCAUGGCUUCGGUUAAUAUUCAGUUUUUAGUACAGACAACCUCUUUAAGCGGUGGAUGUAGUGAUCGGCCUAUCUUUGUUAAUAACACUCCACCAGAGGGCACAAUUUUCCAUGCUUUGACCGGACAAACUACCCACAUUAACUUUUAUGUUGCAAGCAACCAAACAAUUGCAAGAGUUGAUAUAACGUCACCAGCAGGGAUGACGUAUACUUCCCCACUCCCGUAUCCAGGGCGCCCAGGUGUCGUCUUCGUCAACACAACAUGGACGCCAACCGCAGCACAGAUCGGGUCUCACAUUCUUUGUGCCUUAGCAGAGGACAAUAUAGGAAAAGCUAGUGAUUCAAGAUGCGUUGUCAUACGAGUUACAGACAUAAGUCCUUGUGUGGCUGAACCUUGUUUGAAUAAUGGAACGUGCAUACGACAGGGACUGACACAGAACUUUACCUGUAGCUGUGCACCAGGGUACACCGACAACGUAUGCCAGACAGAUAUCGAUGAAUGUGCAAGUCAACCAUGUCUGAACAACGGAACCUGUACCGAUUAUGUAGAUCUCUUUACCUGUACUUGUUUACCUGGAUUUACAGAUGUUAAUUGUGGCACAGAUAUAAACGAAUGUGCAAGUUUUCCUUGUCUUCACGGAGGCUCCUGUCUAGAUUUAGUCAAUGUCUACCACUGUUCAUGCGCUGCUGGUUUCGCUGGAUAUAACUGUGAAAUAGAUAUCAAUGAAUGCGCUACGACUCCAUGUUUUUUCUUGUUUGAUUGCUAUGAUCAGAUUAAUGAUUACAUCUGUAAGCUUAACAUGUUUAAACUGGUAGCAGUGGUAUCAGCUUUAUCGCUUACAACAGCAAUCAUUAUCUUCAUAAUCUGCAAGAAUAAGAAACAGUACAAGGAUGUAGACCAUUCCUGGUUGUCAAACUAUUUGGAUGUUCGUAAACCUGACUCCCAGGCAAACGUUGUGUACCUUCCACAAUCAUUUCAGCAACCAAAGCGACCAACUCCAGCUAGAAAACUAUUCACCAUCAAAUCAUUUUUAUUCAAUAAUAAUACGUAGCAUUUAAUUUCAAAUUACAGUUUCACAAAUGUCAAUCAACAAAAAUAUAGUCUAUAUCAUGUUGCAAUGGUAUGCAAUUCAGAAAAUAAUUCCUGGUUAUUCAC